UGACCUCUUCCCCCUCUGUGGUAGCUCCUAUACUCACGGAGGAAUGCGGAGGAAUCAGGCGUCUUCUCGUGGUGCUCUGAGAGCUACUGACCCUGUGGGAGGAGUCACUGUAGUCUCAUUUGUUUUAUGUUUAAAGGAGCCUAAUCACGAGCUGGAAAAAGGAGCUGGAAACGCGAAAGUAGUAACUAUGCAGAGAUUUUGACCAUGGCUGCUGAGUCUGAUGUUUUGCACUUCCAGUUUGAACAGCAAGGAGAUGUGGUCUUGCAGAAAAUGAAUCUCUUGAGGCAGCAGAAUUUAUUUUGUGAUGUAUCAAUUUAUAUUAAUGACACUGAGUUCCAGGGGCACAAGGUGAUAUUGGCUGCUUGUUCCACUUUUAUGAGAGAUCAGUUUUUACUCACACAAUCAAAACAUGUCAGAAUCACCAUUCUGCAAAGUGCAGAAGUUGGCAGAAAAUUGUUGCUCUCUUGCUACACUGGAGCACUUGAAGUAAAAAGGAAAGAGCUUUUGAAAUAUUUGACUGCUGCCAGUUACCUUCAGAUGGUUCACAUUGUGGAAAAGUGCACAGAAGCUUUGUCAAAGUAUCUGGAAAUUGAUCUAUCUAUGAAAAACAACAAUCAACACGCUGACCUGUGUCACUCUUCUGAUCCAGAUGUUAAGAAUGAAGAAGAAAGUUCUGAUAAGGACUGUGAGAUAAUUGAAAUUUCAGAAGAUAGCCCUAUAAACAUAGAUUUCCAUGUUAAACAAGAGGAAGACAAUGUGUUACAGACCACAGUAGAAAGCUUGACAUCAGAGAGAAAGGAAAUGAAGUCACCAGAGCUAUCCCCAAUAGAUGUGGGUUUUAAAGACAAUGAAAUUUGUAUCCUUCAUGUGGAAUCUAUCAGUACAGCUAGUGGAGAAAAUGGGCAGUUUUCACAGCCUUGUACCUCAUCAAAUGCAAGCCUGUAUUUCUCUGAAACACAGCAUUCAUUGAUUAAUUCUACAGUGGAGAGCAGAGUGGCAGAAGUUCCUGGGAAUCAAGGUCAGGGUUUAUUUUGUGAGAAUACUGAUGAAAGUCAUGGUACAGCAAGUGAGAUUCAGAACCUAGAGGAGAGUUAUUCACUGAGGCACCAGUGUCCCAGGUGUCCACGAGGGUUUCUUCAUGUAGAAAACUACCUGCGCCACCUUAAGAUGCAUAAACUCUUCUUGUGUUUACAAUGUGGGAAAACAUUUACACAGAAGAAAAAUCUUAACCGGCACAUUCGAGGGCAUAUGGGCAUUCGGCCCUUUCAGUGUACUGUGUGUCUGAAGACCUUUACUGCUAAAAGCACACUUCAGGACCACUUGAACAUACACAGUGGGGAUAGGCCAUACAAGUGCCAUUGUUGUGAUAUGGAUUUCAAGCACAAGUCUGCUCUCAAAAAGCAUUUAACCUCUGUUCAUGGCAGAAGUAGUGGUGAAAAAUUACCUAGACCUGAUCUUAAAAGGCAAGAUCUGCUAUAAAUGGAAUCAUGGACUUCCUUUGUAAACUUUGUAUCAUUCUCAUAGGUUUUAGAAAUGCAGUAUUUGUAAUAAUUUUAUUGUUCCCCAUCCCUUCCCCUUUUAGGUCUGCCUCACAUGUUAUUCUUUCUGAACUUCUGACAGUUCCAAAAAAUUGUGAGAGGCAUGAAAAAGUUAUGGGACUUAUCUUGUCGUGUGUGUUACAUAUAAGUCCCAGUGGUACACUUUGAGAAAUAGUGUUUUACUUAAAUAUUUUUUAUUCUGAUGACCGAGGAUCCGACUGUAUUUGCAGAUUCUGAUUUGUAGUGUCUAGAUAAUUAAUUUAAAUGUUAAAUCCAACUAUAUAAUAACUUUAAUUAAUCAAAAUAAUGAAAGAAA
Molecule: messenger RNA, 1854 nt
Organism: Urocitellus parryii (Arctic ground squirrel)
Lineage: Eukaryota; Metazoa; Chordata; Mammalia; Rodentia; Sciuridae
Gene: Zbtb6
Product: zinc finger and BTB domain containing 6
Biological process (GO): regulation of transcription by RNA polymerase II
Molecular function (GO): DNA-binding transcription factor activity, RNA polymerase II-specific; protein binding; RNA polymerase II cis-regulatory region sequence-specific DNA binding
Source: RefSeq, a predicted model, not a curated record